This is a messenger RNA of Neoarthrinium moseri, 1716 nucleotides long. RefSeq lists its product as uncharacterized. The record is from RefSeq and is a predicted model, not a curated record. The coding region runs from base 1 to 1716 and encodes 571 amino acids. Lineage: Eukaryota; Fungi; Ascomycota; Sordariomycetes; Amphisphaeriales; Apiosporaceae. The transcript is spliced from 3 exons. Gene Ontology annotation, molecular function: oxidoreductase activity; FAD binding.
AUGCACCGCAUCUCUCUAUUUUCAUAUCUCCUACUUGGGAGUAUUCUUACCGCCGCAUCUUCCUCUUCGAAAUGCAAAUGCUUCCCCGGUGAUGCUUGUUGGCCUUCACCGACAGAAUGGGCGGCGUUCAAUAGCACCGUGGGAGGACGACUGAUCGAAACCAUCCCUCUGGGCUCGCCAUGCCAUGACCCAAACUAUGAUGCAGAAUUAUGCGCCAGUUUGCAGGACCAAUGGCUUGAUUCUGGAAUCCACAUGACUUCCUCUUCUUCCGUUAUGGCACCGUUCUUUGCAAACCAGAGUUGCGAUCCGUUCCAACCGGCAGAACGCCCUUGCAGCCUCGGCAAUUAUGUGAGGUAUACUGUGAAUGCUACAGGGUCUGAUGACGUUAUAGCAGCCGUAAACUUUGCACAGGAAAGAAACUUGCGGUUCGUCAUACGAGGUACCGGCCACGAUUAUCUCGGCAGAUCAACAGGUGCAGGGGCUCUAUCGAUCUGGACGUAUCACUUGAAAAGCACAGAACCACAGGACUGGAAGGAUUCUUCUUACGAGGGAAAGGCCCUCAAGUUUGGGGCGGGAAUCCAAGGCUUUGAGGCAUUGAAAGCGGCUGCGGACCUUGGUCUAGUCGUAGUUGGUGGUGAAUGCCCAACAGUCGGCCUCGCAGGAGGAUACACCCAAGGCGGUGGACACUCGGCGCUCAGUACCAAUUUCGGACUGGCCGCGGAUAAUACGCUCUCCUUCGAGGUCGUCACGGCUUCCGGAGAACUUGUCACUGCCUCUCGCAGUCAGAACACUGAUCUGUACUGGGCUCUCAGUGGAGGCGGCCCAGGCAACUAUGGCGUUGUCGUUUCAAUGACUGUCAAAGCCCAUCCCGACACUGUUGUCAGCGGUGUCAAGUUCUCUGUGGCUGUUGAUGAGACUCAGACGCCGGAUAAGGUAUUUGAGGCUGUCGAUGUCUGGCAUGCAAGCAUUGCGGAGAUUGUUGACUCGGGGGUUAUGGUCAUAUAUUUCUUCGGCACAGGUUUCUUACAGUUCCCGGCCCUCACCGCAUAUGGCAAGACCCAGAGUGAGCUUAAAGAGAUCCUGUCGUCCUUCCUCACGAAACUCGAGUCCUUGGGUCUGACCUACAGCGUCACAUACACCGAGUUUCCCUCCUACUUUGACCAUUAUGAUCAUUACUGGGGUCCUCUGCCUCUUGGCAACAUUCAAGUCGGCACGUCUCAGUACGGAGGCCGCUUGAUUAAGCGGUCACAGUUUUCAGGCUUCGGAGAGACAGCGAGGGCGCUCGCUGCAGAAGGUGUUACCUUCAUAGGUGUUGGAACGGAUGUAUCCAGGUUCGGGGCAGAUAACAGCGUUCUACCGGCGUGGAGGGAGAGUAUUGUUCAGGCGACACUGUCAGUGCCGUGGAACUUUACAGCCCCCUGGUCUGAGGGACUUGAGGUUCAAAAGAAGAUCACCGAGGUUGCGCAGCCCAUCAUCGAGGCUGCAACGCCCGGAAGUGGCGCGUACAUGAAUGAAGCGGACUGGAGGCAACCGAACUUUCAAGAAGCGUUCUUUGGUAGCAACUACGAAAAGCUGCUGCAAGUUAAGAGGAAGUGGGACCCCAAGAGUUUGUUCUAUGCAGUCGCUGCGGUCGGCAGCGAGGGUUAUGUGGUUCAAGAAGAUGGCAGGCUUUGCGAAACACGGGAUGAAGAUACACCGGCACAUGUUGAACUCUGA